Molecule: messenger RNA, 1790 nt
Organism: Phyllostomus hastatus (greater spear-nosed bat)
Lineage: Eukaryota; Metazoa; Chordata; Mammalia; Chiroptera; Phyllostomidae
Gene: HEXB
Product: hexosaminidase subunit beta
Exons: 14
Coding region: 87-1670 (527 amino acids)
Biological process (GO): ganglioside catabolic process; glycosaminoglycan metabolic process; carbohydrate metabolic process
Cellular component (GO): membrane
Molecular function (GO): beta-N-acetylhexosaminidase activity
Source: RefSeq, a predicted model, not a curated record
UGUAUUUCCUCCUCUGGGGCUGAGCAGGGCAGUCAAAUACAGCCGGGCACCCCAGUGGGCCUGGGGUUGAGAGCACCUUAAGGGCCAUGGAGCUGCGCGGGCUGCUGGCAGCGCUGGCGUUGCUGGCGCUGCAUUCCGAGCAGGUCCCCAACGCCUUCGCCGCGCAGGGUCCAGCUCUGUGGCCCAUGCCACUCUCGGUGCAGAUGACCUCGCGCCUGCUGUACCUCUCCCCAGAAAACUUCCACAUCGCCCACCAUCCCUCUUCCAAGGCCGGCCCUUCCUGCGCCCUCCUUCAGGAAGCGUUCAGGCGAUAUUAUGACUAUAUCUUUGGUCACCACAAGUGGCAACAUCACCCUGCCAAAUCUCACGUUAAAACAGACUUACAGCAACUUCUCGUCUUGGUGGUCCUUGACUCAGAGUGCAACACGUUCCCCAAUAUCUCUUCAGAUGAGUCCUAUACUUUACUUGUGAAGGGACCAAUGGCUUUCCUCAAAGCCAAUAGAGUCUGGGGAGUAUUACGAGGUCUAGAGACCUUCAGCCAGUUAAUUUAUCAAGAUCCUUACGGGGCUUUCACCAUCAAUGAAUCCACCAUUAAUGAUUCUCCAAGGUUUCCUCAUAGAGGAAUUUUAAUUGAUACAGCCAGACACUAUCUGCCAGUUAAUAGUAUUCUUAAAACUCUGGAUGCCAUGGCUUUUAAUAAGUUUAAUGUUCUCCACUGGCACAUAGUUGAUGACCAGUCUUUUCCCUAUCAGAGCAUCACUUUCCCGGAGUUAAGCAAUAAAGGAAGCUAUUCUUUUUCUCAUGUUUAUACACCAAAUGAAGUCCGUAUGCUGAUUGAAUAUGCCCGAUUACGGGGGAUUCGAGUCAUACCAGAAUUUGAUACCCCUGGACACACACAGUCUUGGGGGAAAGGUCAGAAGGAUCUCCUAACUCCGUGUUACAGUCAAUAUCAGCCUGGGGCUUUUGGACCUAUAAACCCUAUUUUGAAUACAACUUACAGCUUCCUGUCUAAAUUUUUCAAAGAAAUUAGUUUGGUAUUUCCAGACUCGUUCAUUCACUUGGGAGGAGAUGAAGUGGAAUUUGCCUGUUGGGAGUCCAAUCCAAAUAUCCAGGAUUUCAUGAAGCAGACAGGCUUUGGCAAAGAUUUUAGAAAACUAGAAUCUUUCUAUAUUCAAAAGCUUUUGGAUAUUAUUUCAACCCUAAAGAAAGGAUCCAUCGUCUGGCAAGAGGUUUUUGAUGAAAAUGUGAAGCUUCAGCAAGGCACUAUCAUUCAAGUAUGGAAACAGAGCCAGUAUACUAAUGAACUAAAGGUAGUCACAGAAGCUGGCUUCCCUGUGCUCCUUUCUGCUCCGUGGUACUUAGACUAUAUCAGUUAUGGACAAGAUUGGAUAAAAUACUAUAACGUGGAGCCUCUUGAUUUUGGAGGUUCUCAGCAGCAGAAACAACUUGUCCUUGGUGGAGAAGCUUGUCUAUGGGGAGAAUAUGUGGAUGCAACUAACCUCACUCCGAGACUAUGGCCUCGGGCAAGUGCUGUUGGUGAGAGACUCUGGAGUCAGAAAGAGAUCAGAAACGUAGAUGACGCCUACAACAGACUAACAGUUCACCGCUGCAGAAUGCUCAGACGUGGAAUAGCUGCAGAGCCCCUCUUUACUGGGUAUUGUGACAUCUGAGCUGAAACAAGAAGGGGAACCAGCCCACAGCAACAUGCCACCAUCGACUUGGUUUUGAAAUCAUGUAAAUUAAGAUUUGGUAUAUUGUUUUUGAAUAAAAUAUAUUUGUAUUGCUUGAAA